AUGACCGCCACUGUAUUGCCCGGCGAGCACGUCCCUGCUCAACAUGUAAACCUCAAACUGGGGCCUGGGUUACUGCAGCAAACGAGCGCGGACGGCUCGGAAUACAUUAUGUCUACCCGUGCUGGUGCUCUGAAUCAUUCGUCGAAUGGCGCGAAAUGGUGGAUCGACAGCAACUCGCGACGGUAUGUUCCAGCACCUCAGGAAUCGGUUGUAGGUGUGGUGAUCGCGCGAAGCGGCGAAAACUGGCGCGUCGACAUCGGAUCCGCGCAUAUGGCGACGUUGGAUGGCCUUGCGUUUGAGGGUGCUACAAAACGUAACAGGCCGAAUCUUAAGGUCGGAUCCCUUGUAUAUGCUCGCGUGUCACUGGCGCAUAAGGACAUGGAGCCCGAGCUGGAAUGUUUUGAUGCACAGACGCGUAAAGCGGAAGGUUUCGGUGAGCUAAAGGGCGGAUUCCUGGUCAAAUGCAGCUUGAAGAUGGCACGAUUGUUACUGGAUCCGUCACAUUUCCUUCUGCCAUUUCUGGGACAGCGCUUCCCGUUGGAGGUUGCCACAGGCGUGAACGGCAGAGUAUGGAUCAACGCAAAGGACGUGAAGCAGACCAUCGCUGUGUCGCGUUGUAUCGAAGCCGUCGAUCCAGACGGCGGCGGCCUGGAUGCGCCAGGCCUAAAAAAGUUCUUCGAAACCCUCGACGUUUGA
Punctularia strigosozonata HHB-11173 SS5 is the source of this 696-nucleotide messenger RNA. RefSeq lists its product as uncharacterized. Gene Ontology annotation, cellular component: cytoplasmic exosome (RNase complex); nuclear exosome (RNase complex). Gene Ontology annotation, molecular function: RNA binding. Bases 1 to 696 code for a protein of 231 amino acids. Gene Ontology annotation, biological process: nuclear polyadenylation-dependent rRNA catabolic process; CUT catabolic process; poly(A)-dependent snoRNA 3'-end processing. The record is from RefSeq and is a predicted model, not a curated record. The transcript is spliced from 4 exons. Lineage: Eukaryota; Fungi; Basidiomycota; Agaricomycetes; Corticiales; Punctulariaceae.